GGUGAGGCCGAGGUCCCAUCGGUGGCCGUCACCAAGUCUCCCAAAGGAUCCGGCCUGGAGGGAUUGGAGAUCGAGCCCGACUCCUACGACGUCCCCGUGGACCUCUCCUCCGACGAGGAGUACCUGAGCGUGGAGGAGGCCGACCCCUCGCGAGCCGCCCGCAUCAAGAAGUCCAUGGCGAAGGGCACCGAGAGCCUGAAGGCCGCCUUCUCCAAGGAGAACAUGGCCAAAACCAAAGACAACCUGGGCACCAAGUUCCACAACCUGGGCGAGAAGGUGAUGCCGCCGGAGCGCCGGGACAAGAUGCACCAAGCCGGCGAGCGGCUGAAGCAGUCCGGCGAGCGGCUGAAGGAGAACAUCGCCAAGAAGGCUCCGAACAAAGAGACCUUCCGCAUCAAGCUGAAGAAGGAGAGAGCCGUCGGCGAGGGCCAGGAGGGCGCCGAGGCCGAGGCCGACGCCGACGCCGAGCUCCACAUCCGGGCCCCGAGCGCCGAGAAGCCUGUCGCCUACACCGAGGUCGCCAUGGAAACCAAGAGGGAGGGACCCGUGGAGGAGGCUGGCGCCACCCGGAUAGGGGAGGAGGAUUACAGGAAGUAGAUCAGACGUCAGAUCAGACAUGAAGAAGAGGCGGGAAACCGGAGGAAGCUCGUAAUGUCGAGGGUGUAGAGAAGAAGGUCUGUGAUUGGUCGACAUCGAUGACGGACAUUUUUAUUUGUGUUUUUAAAAGGAAAAGGUUCGUAAGACGGCAAUCAGUACUGACCCCAAAGACCCUUCAGAAUAAAAACUGGUUAUUUAUGAAAUUCAUUGCAGGGUGGAGGUCGCUCAGUUUUUAACGAUUUUGUGAUUUAACCUUUUAAAAGCUGAGUAAAUUGGUUUGACUCCUUUAAAACAAAAUGAAUGAAAAGGCAGUGAGCAAUUACAAGAAAAUUAAUAAAAGAUGGUGAGAAUACCUGAAAACUUUAAUAUACAUAUAUUUUCUAA
Plectropomus leopardus (leopard coralgrouper) is the source of this 981-nucleotide messenger RNA. NCBI's taxonomy places the organism in Eukaryota, Metazoa, Chordata, Actinopteri, Perciformes, Serranidae. The record is from RefSeq and is a predicted model, not a curated record.